UCAGGCAAAGCUCUCCUAAUAGGAAGGUAACAGGGGGGACCUGGUGGGCCAGGCCUGGCUCUCCAGGACAUUGACAGUCAAGGCAGGAGGUGAUCAGGCCAGAGUCUCAAGAGUGGCCUCCAGAUUCAGGGGCCUUCACGGUAGGAGGAGUAGGCUGGUGUGACCUGGCAGGGAUCCUAGGUCAAGGUGCAGCUGGGGGCCCCCAGGAGAGCUGUGAGAUAGGGUUACCAGGGCUGAAUCCUCCUGCCCAAUUCCCACUCUGAAGGGGGAGCACCCACAAAGACACAUCCAAGAGGACCAAGACUUCCAGGGCUUUCCUGGGGACAGGCUCCACUGGCUACAGACAGUACCUGAGUAGACCUGCAUGGACAUCCCCAUCAGCAGCAGAGACUUCCGCUGCCUACAGCUGGCCUGCGUGGGCCUCGGCCUGGUGGCCGGCAGCAUCAUCAUCGGCGUGUCUGUGUCCAAAGCUGCAGCUGCCGUGGGUGGCUUCUUUAUUGGUGCCGCCAGUCUGGGGCUUCUCAUCUUGGCCUACCCAUUCCUCAAGGCUCGGUUCAGCCUGGACCACAUUCUGCCUACCAUAGGACCCAUUUCUUCGAACUCCACUCCUAAAUCAGCCCAGAUCAUGUGGGAGACCUCCAGGAAUGUGGCAGAGCAGAAACAGCAGCAGGGAUGGAAAUGAGACAGCAGGAAGGACUUCCCUUCCCAAAGCAGGACUUGAUCUGACAAUGGCUUAGUAACCAGGGUCCUUGGGGCGGUCUUAUUCCACAGGGAGCCUGAGAAUCCACCCCCACCCAGGGCCAGACCAUGGCGAGGGAAGAUCCAGUGCCAAUGGCAAUAAAGAGGGUAAGUUAAAAAUUCCAGAGUCCAUCUUCCGUCUUUGCUCUCUGGCUGAGCAGCUCUGUGGGACCCUGGAAAAAGCCUUGAGAGACACACAGUAGAG
This is a messenger RNA of Lontra canadensis (Northern American river otter), 943 nucleotides long. RefSeq names its product kinocilin (gene KNCN). Gene Ontology annotation, cellular component: kinocilium; ciliary basal body; neuronal cell body. The coding region runs from base 365 to 682 and encodes 105 amino acids. The record is from RefSeq and is a predicted model, not a curated record. The transcript is spliced from 3 exons. NCBI's taxonomy places the organism in Eukaryota, Metazoa, Chordata, Mammalia, Carnivora, Mustelidae.